AUGGCGUAUGGGCGUAACGCCAUCACCGCCCUGAAGGACCGCAGCGGCUCUUCCCGCCAGGCCAUCCUCAAGUACAUCCAGGCCAACUACCCGGUCAGUGACCAGGCCAGCCUCCAGGUUCGCCAGGCUCUCCGUCGUGGCCUGACCAAGGGUGUCUUCGAGUUCCCCAAGGGCCCCUCCGGUGCGGUGAAGCUUUCUGCCAGCGUCCGCGAGAAGCAGCGCGCCGACACUCGCAAGGAGGCCCAGAAGGCCAAGCAGGCCGAGAAGCCCGCCAAGGCCGAGAAGAAGACCACCAAGGCCGCCGGUGAGAAGGCCGCCCCCGCUACUCCGACCAAGAAGAAGACCACCAAGGCCACCACCCCCAGCAAGAAGACCGACUCCCCGGCUACCCCGAGCAAGAAGACCACCGGCACCGUGGCCAAGAAGGCCGCCGCCGGCAAGGCCACCAAGAAGGCCACCACCGCCGCCGGCAAGAAGAAGGUCGCGGCCGCCGGUGUUAAGGCUGCCGCCUCGGCCGCCAAGAAGGCCGACGCCAAGAAGACCACCACCAAGAAGGCUGACACCAAGAAGACCACCGGCAAGAAGACCGACGCCAAGAAGCCUGCCACCAAGAAGGCCGGCAAGGCCUAAAUGGCCUGCAUCCACCACGUCUGCCAUCCUUCCACCUCCUUUCGACUGUCGUCCUUUCUCUUUCUUCCCCUUGAUUGGUGUGCAGCCCGAAGGAGAGGGGGAAGGAUGCGCAUGUGCGUGUGCGCGUGUCUGUGAGUUCACAUGUGCCCCAUUUCGUCUGGCGGCGCGGCCUCUUCCCCCUCCCCCUCCUCCUCCUCCUCCCGGCCUCCGUGUGUGUCUGUGUGAUUGCUUCGCGCGUGUGCACACAAGAGAGAAGGGCAGCCGCUGUGCUCUCCCCCUGUCGCCUCCUCACUGUGUGUGUGUGUAUGUAUGUGGACAUGCGUAUAUCUUUCGCGCGUGUCCGUGUAUUCGUGUGUCAAGCCCUGGCGGUGGCUGCUCGUCUCUCCGUCCUCCUCACUCUCGGAGCGACACAGGCCGCAUGCCUCCUUCGCACGCAUGUCACAUCUGUACAGGCGCACAUCCUCCCCUCUCUCCUGUCUGCCUGCAUUGUUUGCGCUUCCCCCACCCCUUCUCCCCUUUCCUCGGACCCCUUCGGUGUCGCUUGCCCCCUUUCCUUCCUUCUUCACAGCAGGACGCUCGCAAUGUGCUUUCCCGUCAUUCCGUGGCCGAUGAAGGGUCUUCGCGUGGAUGUCGUGUCUCCUUCCUCCUUGCUCCUGUGUCUUCCUCCUUCGUCUCUCUUCCUCUUCAGGCAGCAGAGAUGGUCGAGAGAGAGGUGCACAGGCCCAAAGGAGCAAUGAUGUGCAUGUCUAGCUUUGUGGCCGCCCAGUCGCACGCACUCCUUCCCGUCUUCCUCUUCACUCCUCCCUCCUCUCAUGGCACGCCGGUCGAGGCCCCGUCCUCUGCCCCCCCUCUCCUCCCCCGGAAAUGGCAAGGGACGGGGGGAUAGAGGCCGCAAUGUUGUGUUGUGGAGCCCUGGUGGCUGCCCUUCCUUCGCUCCUCUUUCCCCCCAUUCCCCUUCUCUUCCUUCCCGGUCCUGCCAAGAGGGGAUUGCUCUUCCUCCCCCCCCCUCUCUCUCUCUCU
This is a messenger RNA of Fonticula alba, 1650 nucleotides long. RefSeq lists its product as hypothetical. NCBI's taxonomy places the organism in Eukaryota, Rotosphaerida, Fonticulaceae. Gene Ontology annotation, biological process: nucleosome assembly. The transcript is spliced from 4 exons. Bases 1 to 630 code for a protein of 209 amino acids. Gene Ontology annotation, cellular component: nucleosome. Gene Ontology annotation, molecular function: DNA binding; structural constituent of chromatin. The record is from RefSeq and is a predicted model, not a curated record.